AUGCCUACUCUCGUCGGAAUCAACGGCUUUGGCCGUAUUGGCAGAAUUGUGUUCAGAAACUCAGUUGAGCACGAGGAUGUCCACGUCGUGGCCGUCAACGACCCUUUCAUUGAGCCUCACUACGCCGCAUACAUGCUCAAGUAUGACUCCACACACGGACAAUUCAAGGGCACCAUCGAGGUGGAGGGCGACACCCUGGUCGUCAAUGGCAAGAAAGUCAAGUUCUACAUGAAGAGAGACCCGUCCGAGAUCCCAUGGUCCGAGACCGGUGCACACUACAUCGUCGAGUCCACCGGUGUCUUCACCACCACCGAGAAGGCUUCUGCCCACUUGAAGGGUGGUGCGAAGAAGGUGGUCAUCUCUGCUCCAUCUGCUGACGCUCCUAUGUUCGUCAUGGGUGUCAACAACAAGGACUACAAGUCCGACAUCCCCGUCAUCUCCAACGCCUCCUGCACGACCAACUGCCUGGCACCUCUGGCCAAGGUCAUCAACGAUAAGUUCGGCAUGAAGGAGGGUCUCAUGACCACCAUCCACUCCUACACCGCGACCCAGAAGACCGUCGAUGGCCCGUCAUCCAAGGAUUGGCGUGGUGGACGAACUGCAGCCCAGAACAUCAUCCCCAGCAGCACUGGUGCCGCCAAGGCUGUCGGCAAGGUCAUCCCAUCUCUGAACGGCAAGCUCACCGGCAUGUCUAUGCGUGUCCCAACUUCCAACGUCUCCGUUGUGGACUUGACCUGCGUGCUGGAGAAGCCUGCCAGCUACGAGGAGAUCAAGAAGGCCAUGAAGGAUGCAUCCGAGGGUGAACUCAAGGGCAUUCUUGGAUACUCGGAGGAUGCUCUGGUGUCCAGCGACUUGAACGGCGACCCGCACUCCUCCAUCUUCGACGUCAAGGCCGGCAUUGCCCUCAACGACCAUUUCGUCAAGCUUGUGUCGUGGUACGACAACGAGUGGGGUUACUCCCGACGUGUUCUCGAUCUCUUGGCCUACAUUGCCAAGGUUGACGGAAACGCCUAA
Molecule: messenger RNA, 1014 nt
Organism: Capronia coronata CBS 617.96
Lineage: Eukaryota; Fungi; Ascomycota; Eurotiomycetes; Chaetothyriales; Herpotrichiellaceae
Product: glyceraldehyde-3-phosphate dehydrogenase
Exons: 6
Coding region: 1-1014 (337 amino acids)
Biological process (GO): glucose metabolic process
Molecular function (GO): NADP binding; NAD binding; oxidoreductase activity, acting on the aldehyde or oxo group of donors, NAD or NADP as acceptor
Source: RefSeq, a predicted model, not a curated record